This is a messenger RNA of Manis javanica (Malayan pangolin), 2150 nucleotides long. It is a transcript of the gene ETNPPL, whose product is annotated as ethanolamine-phosphate phospho-lyase. Gene Ontology annotation, molecular function: ethanolamine-phosphate phospho-lyase activity; pyridoxal phosphate binding; transaminase activity. The record is from RefSeq and is a predicted model, not a curated record. Lineage: Eukaryota; Metazoa; Chordata; Mammalia; Pholidota; Manidae. Gene Ontology annotation, cellular component: mitochondrion.
AGAUGACUCUAGAUAGUUGAUGCCACGAGCGACGCCCAGGGCAAGGAAACCCAACGAGAGAUCACAGGAGGAAAGGCCCAGCACGGAGGCCGCCCUCGGGCUCGCGAGGAGCGCGCAGACCGAGAGCAGAGCUCCUGGGAGCGCCGCAGCCCGGCACCAUGUGCGAGCUGUACAGCAAGCAGGACACCCUGGCACUGAGGAGCAGGCACAUCGGGCCCUCAUGCAAAGUUUUCUUUGCUGCGGAUCCCAUCAAAAUAGUGCGAGCCCAGCGGCAGUACAUGUUUGACGAGCAAGGUGCACAGUACUUGGACUGCAUCAACAAUGUUGCCCAUGUGGGACACUGUCACCCAGAAGUGGUCAAAGCUGCCCUGAAACAGAUGGAACUGCUCAAUACAAAUUCUCGAUUCCUGCAUGACAACAUUGUUGAGUAUGCCAAGCGCCUUUCAGCAACCCUGCCGGAGAAACUCUCUGUUUGCUAUUUUACAAAUUCAGGAUCUGAAGCCAAUGACUUAGCCUUACGCCUGGCUUGGCAGUUCAGAGGCCACCAAGACGUGAUCACUCUUGACCAUGCUUACCAUGGUCACCUGUCAUCUUUAAUUGAGAUCAGUCCAUAUAAAUUUCGAAAGGGCAAAGAUGUCAAGAAAGAAUUUGUGCAUGUGGCACCAAAUCCAGAUACUUACAGAGGAAAAUACAGAGAAGACCAUGCGGACCCAGCUGGUGCUUAUGCAGAUGAGGUGAAGAAAAUUAUUGAAGAAGCUCAUAGCAGUGGAAGGAAGAUUGCUGCCUUUAUUGCUGAAUCCAUGCAGAGUUGUGGCGGACAAAUAAUUCCUCCAGCAGGCUACUUCCAGAAAGUGGCAGAAUAUGUACACAGAGCUGGGGGUGUGUUUAUAGCUGAUGAAGUUCAGGUAGGCUUUGGCCGAGUUGGGAAACAUUUCUGGAGCUUCCAAAUGCACGGUGAGGACUUUGUUCCGGAUAUUGUCACAAUGGGAAAACCAAUGGGCAAUGGCCACCCAAUGGCGUGUGUGGUAACAACCCAAGAAAUAGCAGAAGCCUUCAGCAGCUCUGGGAUGGAGUAUUUCAAUACGUAUGGAGGAAAUCCAGUGUCUUCUGCUGUUGGUUUGGCUGUCCUGGAUGUAAUUGAAAAUGAAGACCUUCAAGGAAAUGCCACAAGAGUAGGGAAUUAUCUUACAGAGUUACUGAAUGAGCAGAAGAUGAAACAUACUUUGAUAGGAGAUAUCAGGGGUGUUGGCCUUUUUAUCGGCAUUGACUUGGUGAAGGACCAUCGGAAGAGAACCCCCGCCACAGCCGAAGCUCAACACGUCAUCUACCAGAUGAAAGAGAAAAGAGUACUUCUCAGUGCUGAUGGACCUCACAGAAAUGUGCUUAAAAUAAAACCACCUAUGUGCUUCACUGAAGAAGAUGCAAAGUUUAUGGUGGACCGACUUGAUGGGAUUCUAACAGUUUUAGAAGAAGUCAUUGGAGCUCAAAAUGAGAGUGUGAUUUCUGAGAAUACUCCAUGCAGAACAAAGGGCAAUACAUCAAUCAAGAUUGAGGCUUUGCAGGUGGGGAGGGACAAGGAGCAGACCCAGAAACACUCAUAAUGAUGUCGCUGAGCAGCAGCAGGAGCCAAAGCUCUGUGGCCAUAAGUCAGAGACCUCAGCUCUGUCUCUCAGGUGGUGACACCUCGACAAGUCUGGUAAGAAAUUAACUUUCAACCAAUUACCUUCCCUUCUCAUCAAGUUUAUUGUCACCUCCACACACUCCCUCACACACAAGAGCAGGAGUGCACACACACACAUGCAUUUCUAACCAGACAUUGACAAAGGGGAAUGAGGAAACUUACAACCUCAAAAAUCUCUUCCUUACAUGCAGGUGCCACUUGGAGGCUAGUAUAUGAACUGGAAGAAAUUUGAAUUUCAGUACUGACUUCUGGUUAUCUUCAUUGCCUUCCCAGCAGCUAUUAAACUUUUUGUUUUGGUUUUUGUUCAUAAAGAAAAGAAAACAAUUUGGCUAUGUCUAUGUCAUGAUAAUUGAGAGGGAUGUUGGGAGGGGAGUUAAUUGUAAAAAGCUUCCUUUCUGAGUUGGUCAUAAAUUAAAAUGCUAUAAAAAGGCAAGACCUCAUUAUUAAAAUCUUUUUGCUCCUAAAAGUA